AUGGGGCAGGCAGGACUUGGCAGGGAGAGGGGGAGAUAGCAUAAGUUGGUAGCGACAGUCGCUUUGUCUCCUAAAGAGAAGAGAGUUUAGCAAAUGACUUCUAAUAGACUUUCACAUCGGUACCGAGCGAGGGCAGCCAGUUCGAAGUAUCUUAGGGCGCUGAAGUGUCAGCAGCGGUUCUGGCCAGAAUUGCUCGUUUAGCUAAAGUGAAAAGGGGGGAGAGAGACAACCGAGGGCAGCAAGCGAAUAUAGAAUUGGAAAUGAGAGCGCUCAGAGCAAGCUAGCUACCUAGCCUGGAUGGGUAGAUUGUGUGGUGGUCAGCAAGGGAGACGGGGAAGGAAGCAUGUGUAAAAUAACAGCAUAGUUAACGCGUAUCUUUUUUCCAAACACAAUGAUCCGCUGAGUAGCGAAGGGGAGCUCAGUUGUCAGAAACGCAACCAGAGUAGAGGCGCUUGUCCUACCUGUGCGUGGGGGUUGGUUGGCAGGGGCAUCUUAGCUAGCUUAAUAUCUAGCCAGCUAGAUGCCUCCCAGUUUGACUAGUCUGUCAACCAUCUUAUUAGUGGGGCAGCUAGCUAGCUAGGUAGGCAGAGACCAGAAUGAGACGAGUACCUUGACUAAGAAGUUUUUACAUCGAGUGGAUUGGUUGAUUGAGACGGGUAGCUGGCACCAAUCUUAUUAAUUUUUGUAUUGUUACCCGAGAGGCUGAUGGACUAAUAUGCCUCGUAUAGCUAGCUUAGUUAGAUAGCUAGUAUAAGAAGCAGAGGAUGCUUUGUUAGCUUUUCGAGAGCCAUCACAAAGGUCUCUGGGAGCUGUUAACAGGAGGCAUAUUUCGGGGUGGUUGUUUAGAGUGUUCAAUGAUACUUUGAGGGGGGUUUUGUUAGCGUUAGCUCUGCUUAGGAAAGAUCAAGACUCUUCGCUGACAAAAAGAAGAAAAUCUGAAGACGAAGAAAGGGUGGUGGGAUUUUUGAGGGCAUCGCUGGCAGUGGCAAACAUGAAGCCAGACCGAGACGCUGCGGAGGAGUUCUUCGAGUACGACGCGGAGGAGUUCCUGGUGCUGCUGUCCCUGCUGAUCACCGAGGGCCGCACUCCGGAAUGCUCCGUGAAGGGCCGAACGGAGGGCCUGCACUGCCCCCCGGCGCAGUCCGCCCUGCCCGUCCACUCCAAGCACGAAUGCAGCGACAAACUGCCACAGUGCCGGCAGGCCAGGAGGACGCGCUCAGAGGUCGUGCUCCUCUGGAGAAACAACAUCCCCAUCAUGGUAGAGGUGAUGCUGCUCCCUGACUGCUGCUAUAGCGACGAGGGUCCCACCACGGAAGGGAACGACAUCAACGACCCCGCCAUUAAGCAGGACGCGCUGUUGCUGGAGAGGUGGACCCUGCAGCCCGUUCCCAGGCAAAGCGGCGAUCGCUUCAUCGAGGAGAAGACCUUGCUGUUGGCAGUACGUUCCUAUGUGUUCUUCUCCCAGCUCAGCGCCUGGCUGAGUGCGUCGCAUGGCAUUGUUCCCAGGAACAUUUUGUACAGGAUCAGUGCGGCCGACGAGGAGCUGCUGUGGAACUUCUCCCAGCCCCCGGCGGAGCAUGCCUUCCCCAUCCCCAACGUGUCCCACAGCGUGGCCCUCAAAGUGCGUGUGCAGUCCCUCCCCCGGCAGCCCAACUACCCCGUCUUGAAAUGUAGCAUCCACACCAGCCUGAGCUUCCACGGGAAGAGGAGCCACGAGCAGGAGAGGCCCAGGCGGGACUGUGACGUCGCGGAGGCCGACCCGCGCCGCCCGCGGGGCUCCCCUCCGCCCUCCCGCACCGGCCGCUCCCCCGUUCCUAACGGCGUGGCCAGCCCGAGGCAGUACCCCCACCCGGACGCCCUCCCCCCCAGCAAAGCGGUCAAGUGGCUCUACUCCAGACUGAGCGGCCCCUCUGAUGUCAGACCCGUGGAGGGUUACGGGUCGUCGAUGAAUGGCGCGGAAGGCUCAAAGGCGCACGCCCCGGAGGCGCCCGCCAGAGCCCCCAAGUCCCUGCUGGACCCCCUGGCGUCCCCCAGGCCCGGCCCCAGACCGCCCCUGGGGGAGACCAACCCCCUGAUUGGCUCCCUGCUGCAGGAAAGGCAGGAGGUCAUCGCCCGCAUCGCCCAGCAUCUGAAUUACUGCGACCCCACCGCCCCCCACAUCCCAGACAGCCUGUUCGGGGGUCCUGAGGCCCCGGGCCCCAAAGCCUUCUGGGGGCCACGCGAAGAGGACGGCCUGUUCAGGAGGAGCAAAGAACCCUGCAGCUCGUCCCCGAGCCAGUCCCCACGCCGGGACGGCAGCUCCCCCGAGAGGACCCGUGAAGGGAGGAGCUGGUUUUCUCCCUCGGACACCCCCCCGGGCUUCUGCGGCAAAGCCAAAACAGACAGCGAGCCGAGAGCUUCCCCUAAGCCGGCCUCGUGCAGGAAGCUGCUGCUCCUGGACCCUGCCGAGACCCAGCGGAUAUCGGAGGCCGUGCAGGACAUUUCCAGACUCAUCCAGGACACCUUCCAGCAGUCCCAGAGCAAAUGCACCGGGCUGCUGCACUGCGCGUCCAAGAGCCGCAAGGAGGGCACCUUGAACACACCAAAUAAAAGCGAGAGCGGCCAGAGCCAAGGCCAAACAACGCCCCUGCAGGGCACCUCCCCAGACACCCUUAGAGCGAACGGCACUGACUUACACAUUUGCACAGACUUGAGUAGUAAACAUAUAAGCAUCAACGGCAGUACCCCCCAGGACUGUCCCCAGAGACCUCAGGACCCGGCCUGCAGAAAACUUGAAGGCCCGGCGGCGACGCCGGAGCCAAAAACGUCACACGGUUUACAGAACGCCAAACAGGACGGCGGGAGCCCCUUGAGCGCCGAGCGGAACGUUCCGAGGCCCGGCGACCGCCACGGGCAGAACGAGGUGAACGUUGCGGACGCCUCCCCUCCGAAAGACGUCAUCGAUUCCAAAGGCCAAGAGAGGCCCGACCCGCAGAGACCCCGCUGGCAGGACGAGAACCGGGACCCUUCCGCACGCAGAACCUUGGCCGGCCUCGCCCAGAGAGGCGGCAGCCAGGAGCGGGCGGUCCACGCCGACACAACACAGAAUGGAGACGUCCUGAGAGCAAAUGCCAAGUCCCCCUUGAAGCCGUGCAAUAUCUGGAAGAAGCAGAAUCGUCACUCCCUAGACGGAACAGCAACAAAAGCCUUCCACCCCUGCACCGGAUUACCUCUGCUCUCCAGCCCUGUUCCUCAAAGGAAAACGCAGACUGGAUACUUUGAUUUAGACACAUCACUGAUUCGCUGCAACGGUCUACCAUGGGCUGCUGGCAGAAGAGUGUGUCUGAAGAGAGAGGGCGAUGCGGACGGGCCGACCCAGCAGCUGCUCAGCACAAGCGCACCCCCCGCAAGCCUCAGCCUCCUGGGAAACUUCGAGGAGUGUGUGCUGAACUACCGUCUGGAGCCACUGGGAAAUGUGGAGGGCUUCUCAGCCGAGGUGGGCGCCAGUGGAACGUUCUGCCCCAGUCACAUGACCCUGCCGGUGGACGUGUCAUUCUACAGUGUCUCUGAUGACAACGCGCCUUCUCCCUACAUGGGUGUAAUUAACUUGGAGUCCCUUGGUAAAAGGGGUUACCGUGUACCUCCUUCAGGAACAAUUCAAGUGACCUUAUUCAAUCCCAACAAGACGGUGGUGAAGAUGUUCGUGGUGGUGUACGAUCUGAGAGAGAUGCCAGCCAAUCACCAAACAUUCCUCAGACAGAGGACCUUCUCUGUUCCCGUGAAGCGGGAAACCAACGGACAUGUCAGCAAAAAGCCCCUCCCCCUGAGACAGGAGCGGACCCUGCGCUACCUCAUUCACCUGAGGUUCCAGAGCUCAAAAUCUGGAAAGAUCUACCUCCACAGAGACAUCCGACUCCUGUUUUCACGCAAGUCAAUGGAAGUGGACAGUGGUGCUGCCUAUGAGCUCAAAUCAUUCACAGAGUCCCCUGCCGACCCACCCUUCUCUCCCAGAUGCUAGUCCUGCCCAGUCCAAUCCAGCCUUUAAACUAAAUCAAAACUUUGACCUACCUGCUAAGAAGCAACAUAUAAUCCCACCGCAUAUAUCCUUUUUUUAUUUUGGGUAGACCCAGAUGCAUUUUAAUCUUUGAACCUAUCCCGGUUGGUUUAAUAUGUUAGAUUUGUCAUGUCUGAUUGGCUGGUAGGUCAGUGUUUUGAUUUAAAUCCCAUCAAAAUCCUUUUCAAGGCUUUGGUAUUUCUUGUGGAGACAUACAGCAAAUGCAUCAGACUAUGACCCACUUUAAUAAAGAGAAGACAUAAGCAAUCAAACAAGAGAAGGAUAAGAUGGCAAAAGAGCACUGUGUAUUUCCACAAUAACUGGAAAUGAAAUUAGUAGUAUUCUAAUAUCUCUUUUUGUACUGUUACAGAACCACUUUACUGGAAGUGUUGCAAUAGACAGAGAAAUACCUUACUAGCUUAGUGUUUACAUGUUUACUUUGUCAGUUAUUUAAUAUUUAAAUUAAUAUUUCAUUUACUGCACAUGUGAUGUCUGUUAUGCUAAGCAUUAUGAUAUA
Molecule: messenger RNA, 4550 nt
Organism: Megalops cyprinoides (Indo-Pacific tarpon)
Lineage: Eukaryota; Metazoa; Chordata; Actinopteri; Elopiformes; Megalopidae
Product: protein FAM214A-like
Exons: 12
Coding region: 992-3997 (1001 amino acids)
Source: RefSeq, a predicted model, not a curated record